AUGAGCGACGGCGUCUACCCCACGACGGGAUGGACGAGCAACUUGGCUCGGCUGCCGCGAAUCUCGUCUCCGGACCUUGCCCGCCUGGCGUCCUGCUCGGGAACCGAGAAGGGAGCUCGCCGGAGCUACAAGUUAGUUACGGAGAGCUACGUCGUUGCGUCGACGGUAUGCGCCAACUACGACGAAGAAAUGGCCUCCAGAUUCUUCUUGAGAGCCAGAUGGUUCAGGAGCCACAAGAAAACUCAGCCACCCUACACCGUGAGCGCCACCAUUACCAAGGACGGUGAACUUCUUAACGGAUAUUGCGAGUGCCCAGCUGGGAAGCAAGCCUGCAGCCACCUCCAGGCUGUCCUGAAGACGGUUAUUUUGAUCCAAGGCAAGGGAUUCACCGAGGCCCCAGCACAUCCGUCAUGCACAGAUCUGCCACAGCGUUGGCGAAGACCGAGGGGCCAGGUCAUCGAAGGUUCAAGUGUGCAGGGUGUUGACUGGCGGAGGGUGGGCAAAGGACGACAAGACUUGCCGCGCUCAUGUCGGCUGGACCUCAGCAAGGCUAAGGAGCGUACUAUCAGCCAAAAGAAAAGCGCCGCGCUCCAAUUCGCAAACAGUUUGCAGCAGCUGGACGGGAAGACCUCCUUGGUAGCAGUGUUGGGAGCUGCAGAUCGAGCACAAGUGUGCAGCUCCAAGUGCGGCGAUGUGCUUGCUUGCUCUCCACUCGCCUACCAGCAGCCACUUGUCCCAUUUGGAUUUUGCAUAUUGUUGUGCAAGGAGCUGGAGCGACGAGUGGAUGGUGUCAGCACGAAGGCAAGGCUUCUGUUAGAGAAAAUAACACUGACGCCACUUGAAGCACAGGACCUUGAGAAGAACUCGCGGAGGCAGCGCGACAGUGCUACCUGGCUUCAGGCAAGGCAGUACCGCCUGACUGCAUCGAACUUUGGCACUGUACAUCGUCACGGCGAGUGGACAGAGAAGGGACUGGCAAACCUGACCUCAACAAAGGAUUUGUCCAGGGUUCCUGCCAUCCGGUAUGGGAUUGUCAACGAGCCUAAAGCACUGCAACACUACGAGGACGUUUUAAAGAGCAGGGGCCGAGACGUCCAUCUGUCGAGUGCGGGGCUGUUCGUGGAUCCUGACCAACCAUGGCUCGGAGCAACUCCAGAUGCAAUUGUGUACGACGCGACGGAGCAACCACCAUGGGGAUGUGUAGAAGUAAAGUGCCUCUACACCUUGAGGAAUGCAGAUCGCGACACAUUGCUCGCAAGUAACAUUAGUGUUGCUUUUAACAGCUCUAACCGUCCGCAUCUCAAGACAGAGCACCCCCACUUUGCUCAAGUGGUAGGACAGAUGGGGGUAACAAACCUCAAGUGGGCAGACUAUGUUCUUUAUGGGGACAACUUCCUAAACAUUCAGAGGAUCAGGUUUGACAAGAAUAUUUGGGAGGACAUAAAAGAGAGCUUGGACAACUUUUAUUUCACUACUCUUCUGCCAUACUUUGCAGCAAAGUAGUAAAGAGAAGCUGGUAAAAUUUACCGGGCCCCCUUAAAGGUGCACUGAAGUCAUUUUUAAAGAAGGUAAUUUUUUUUGUUAUAUAGUUUACAAGGUGUUAGCUACUUUAUAUAUCAAGUUCUAGUAUACAAAACUGCGGUCCACAUUCUCUGGCCCAAGGAAAGUCGUACAAUAAGCAUAGAUCCUAAGCAAUUUUAUUAUAACUCGUUUU
Molecule: messenger RNA, 1714 nt
Organism: Ixodes scapularis (black-legged tick)
Lineage: Eukaryota; Metazoa; Arthropoda; Arachnida; Ixodida; Ixodidae
Exons: 5
Coding region: 1-1503 (500 amino acids)
Molecular function (GO): zinc ion binding
Source: RefSeq, a predicted model, not a curated record